GAUCCUCUUAUUUAUUCUUCCCAAAAUGCCCUCCAGCUGCCACUGAAUCUACAUUUCAUACCCCACCCUUUCAUUGCCCAUUUUGCUCCUCCUUCCGACACUAGCACUUUCCUGUCUAUAAAAACGAAAGCCCACACCGUCUCUCUCUCUCUGUCUCUCUCUCGUUUCUUUUGACUUUCUCUCUCUAGCAAUCCCUUUUGGACUGAAAAUGGAGGACAUGGUUACUCUCAAAAUUGACGAGGAGACCUCGCUCUUGAAACGGUCCAACAAUGGUGGUGAUGGGUCAUGGCGUUUGAACUUCGAUGGCUUUCAGUUAUCCGCAGAACACACAGAGAAAAAGCCUCCCCCUGGCAUCCAUGAUUGUUAUGGAGUCUUAGGUCCAGAGGACAAUGUGGCCGAGUAUUACCAGCAGCAGGUGGAGAUGCUUGAGGGCUUUAAUGAAAUGGAUGCUUUGGCAGAGCGUGGUUUUAUCCCUGGAAUGUCAAAAGAAGAGCAGGAAAAGUUGGCAAAAAGCGAGACAUUUGCCAUCAGAAUUUCAAAUGUUGCAAACAUGGUUCUUUUUGCAGCCAAAGUUUAUGCAUCCAUCAGAAGUGGUUCAUUGGCCAUCAUUGCAUCCACAUUGGACUCACUGCUUGAUCUUUUGUCUGGCUUCAUCUUGUGGUUUACUGCAUUCUCCAUGCAAACACCUAACCCAUAUCAGUACCCUAUUGGAAAGAAGCGUAUGCAACCAUUGGGAAUUCUAGUAUUUGCCUCCGUCAUGGCGACUCUAGGACUGCAGAUUAUUUUGGAGUCUAUGCGCACACUAAUAUACGAUGGGGAUGAAUUUAACUUGACCAAAGAGCAAGAGCGAUGGGUUGUGGGAAUUAUGCUCAUGGUUACUUUGGUAAAACUGCUAUUGAUGAUUUACUGCCGCUCUUUCGCUAAUGAAAUUGUUAAAGCCUAUGCCCAGGAUCACUUUUUUGAUGUCAUCACCAAUAUCAUUGGCCUCUUUGCUGCACUCCUUGCUAAUUAUUUUGAUGGCUGGAUGGAUCCUGUUGGAGCUAUUAUUUUGGCCUUGUACACCAUCCGCACGUGGUCAUUGACAGUGCUAGAAAAUGUGAAUUCCCUUGUCGGAAAAUCAGCUGCUCCAGAAUAUCUACAGAAACUCACAUACCUCUGUUGGAAUCACCACAGAGCUAUUCGGCACAUUGAUACCGUUCGCGCUUAUACCUUUGGGUCUCACUACUUUGUUGAGGUUGACAUUGUUCUGCCAGCAUCCAUGCCUUUACAAGAAGCUCAUGACAUUGGAGAAUCCUUGCAGGAGAAACUUGAGCGCUUGCCUGAAAUAGAACGCGCCUUUGUUCAUCUGGAUUAUGAGUUCUCCCACAAGCCGGAGCAUGCACAGGCACACUCAUUGUAGCGGGGAAAUGUGUGAUUAUUUUGUAUUCUUCAUUCUCCUGGCCAAAAGGUGUUGUUCUACUUUUGUAUGAACAUGUAUCGGAUGGAAGACAUUUUGAUAGGAAAAAGGUUAUGCGUGUAAAUUAGGGUUGGUAAAACGUCAUAUGAUCCGUUAACACGACAUGAACUCGCACCAAAUUGCAGGUUUAGGUCUACAAUAUGGAUUAGGUCUGCAAUAAGAAAAUGGAUGAAAUCCGUUUGACCUAUUAGAUCCGAUAAUAUAGAAUAUUUUUCUAAUUUUAUAUGAGAUAUAAUUACCUUAAAAUUACUUUUAUAUGAAAAGUUAAAUGGUAAUCAUUAUUCUAGAUUUUUUA
Molecule: messenger RNA, 1751 nt
Organism: Ziziphus jujuba (common jujube)
Lineage: Eukaryota; Viridiplantae; Streptophyta; Magnoliopsida; Rosales; Rhamnaceae
Product: metal tolerance protein 11
Exons: 6
Coding region: 209-1399 (396 amino acids)
Biological process (GO): monoatomic cation transport; transmembrane transport
Cellular component (GO): membrane
Molecular function (GO): manganese:proton antiporter activity
Source: RefSeq, a predicted model, not a curated record